This is a messenger RNA of Mizuhopecten yessoensis (Yesso scallop), 409 nucleotides long. Its product is annotated as putative heat shock protein HSP 90-beta-3. NCBI's taxonomy places the organism in Eukaryota, Metazoa, Mollusca, Bivalvia, Pectinida, Pectinidae. Gene Ontology annotation, molecular function: ATP-dependent protein folding chaperone; ATP hydrolysis activity; disordered domain specific binding. Gene Ontology annotation, biological process: protein stabilization; cellular response to heat; protein folding. The transcript has a single exon. Gene Ontology annotation, cellular component: cytosol; protein-containing complex; perinuclear region of cytoplasm. Bases 23 to 394 code for a protein of 123 amino acids. The record is from RefSeq and is a predicted model, not a curated record.
ACAAAACAUUUUGGUAUUAUGCAUGUACAAGCACAUUGAAUCUGCAAUUCGCAAAAGGGAUUUCUUUUUAUUGUGGUCUUAUUGUACAGGUGAGAGCCGAGAGGUAGUCCAAAGUUCAGCAUUUGUGGAAAAUGUGAAAAAGAGGGGCAUUGAGGUCAUUUACAUGGUGGAUCCCAUCGAUGAAUAUGCAGUACAGCAGCUGAAGGAAUAUGAAGGAAAGGCCCUGGUGUCCGUGACAAAAGAAGGACUAGAAUUGCCAGAGGAUGAGGAAGAAAAGAAGAGGUUCGAGGAAGCUACUGCCGAGUUCGAGGGUCUAUGUAAAGUUGUCAAAGAAAUCCUGGACAAGAAAGUUGAAAAGGUUUGUAGCAUAAAUAUAAACACUGAUCUAGUAUAAACCGGAUCCAGAUUU